CCAACGCCCCCCGUUGCCCCCCCAGACGAGCCCACGCGCUCCCUGAGCGGGCUGAUCCUCAAGAACAACGUCAAGGCUCAUUUCCAGAGCUUCCCCCCGCCCGUGGCCGAGUUCAUCAAGCAGGAGUGCCUGAACCACCUGGGUGACGCCUCCUCGCUCAUCCGCGCCACCAUCGGUAUCCUGAUCACCACCAUCGCCUCCAAGGGCGAGCUGCAGAUGUGGCCGGAGCUGCUGCCCCAGCUCUGCAACCUGCUCAACUCCGAGGACUACAACACCUGCGAGGGGGCUUUUGGGGCGCUGCAGAAAAUCUGCGAGGAUUCCUCGGAGCUGCUGGACAGCGACGCCCUGAACCGGCCCCUCAACGUCAUGAUCCCCAAAUUCCUGCAGUUCUUCAAGCACUGCAGCCCCAAAAUCAGGUCCCACGCCAUCGCCUGCGUGAACCAGUUCAUCAUGGACCGGGCGCAGGCGCUGAUGGAGAACAUCGACACCUUCAUCGAGCACCUGUUUGCGCUGGCGGUGGACGAGGACCCCGAGGUGAGGAAGAACGUGUGCCGGGCGCUGGUGAUGCUGCUGGAGGUGCGCAUCGACCGCCUGAUCCCCCACAUGUACAGCAUCAUCCAGUACAUGCUGCAGAGGACGCAGGACAGUGACGAGAACGUGGCGCUGGAGGCCUGCGAGUUCUGGCUGACGCUGGCCGAGCAGCCCAUCUGCAAGGACGUGCUGACGGCACACCUGGUGCACUGCGAUACAACGACAUCACGCUGCCACGCAGUGAUGUCACACCGCUAUACGAUUUUAUGUCGCAAUAUGGUGACGUCACGUCACGAUACAACGACUUUAUGUCGUGAUACGAUGGCAUCACGUCACGAUACAACGGCAUUACGCCAUGCCGCGAUGACAUCACACCGCGAUACAGUGACGUCACGCCACCAUACAACGACAUCACACCGCGACAUGACUUCAUGUCGCGAUACAAUGACGUCGCGAUAUAAGAGCAUCGCGCCACUACGUGAUGACAUCACGCUGGUGCCCACGACGUCACGCUGCCACGCCACGACUCCGCACCGCGACGCAAAGCCUUUGCGUCGCGACGCGACGACGUCACGCCGCAAUACGACUUCACAUCGCGACGUGUCGCGAUACCCGCAGGGCGACGUGGAGGAGGACGAGGCGGUGCCGGACAGCGAGCAGGACAUCAAGCCGCGCUUCCACAAGUCGCGCACGGUGACGCUGGCGCACGAGGAGCAGCGCGGCGACGGCGACGGGGACGGCGACGACGAGGACGACGACGACACGCUGUCCGACUGGAACCUGCGGAAGUGCUCGGCGGCGGCGCUGGACGUGCUGGCCAACGUGUUCCGGGAGGAGCUGCUGCCGCACCUGCUGCCCCUGCUCAAGGAGCUGCUCUUCCACCUCGAGUGGGUGGUCAAGGAGUCGGGGAUCCUCGUGCUGGGGGCCAUCGCCGAAGGCUGCAUGCAGGGCAUGGUGCCGUACCUGCCCAAGCUGAUCCCACACCUGAUCCCACACCUGAUCCCUGAUCCUGUGUCACAGGCUGCAUGCAGGGCAUG
This is a messenger RNA of Pyrgilauda ruficollis (rufous-necked snowfinch), 1568 nucleotides long. RefSeq names its product transportin-2-like. The annotation marks the transcript as partial. The record is from RefSeq and is a predicted model, not a curated record. NCBI's taxonomy places the organism in Eukaryota, Metazoa, Chordata, Aves, Passeriformes, Passeridae. Gene Ontology annotation, molecular function: nuclear import signal receptor activity; small GTPase binding. Gene Ontology annotation, cellular component: cytoplasm; nucleus. The transcript has 9 exons. Gene Ontology annotation, biological process: protein import into nucleus.